This is a messenger RNA of Entamoeba nuttalli P19, 888 nucleotides long. RefSeq lists its product as hypothetical. The transcript has a single exon. The record is from RefSeq and is a predicted model, not a curated record. Lineage: Eukaryota; Evosea; Mastigamoebida; Endamoebidae. The coding region runs from base 1 to 888 and encodes 295 amino acids.
AUGAACAUAAUAACUAUUGUAAUUCUAAUUUUCAGUUUUCUUACUACAUUGUUUUUAUUACAAGUAAUUAUCAGUCCUUCCAAAACCUCCUUUGAUGUAAAUUUAUCAAAUAUUAUUCCUCAAAUUAAUUGGCCUUAUAAUGACAAUAAUGUAAAUGAAAACAUAGAAAUAAUUAAAUUAACUGAUGAAGAAAUUUUAUUUAGACCAAAUGCUUAUCCUAUUCCUAAACCUUCUGUUGAAAGAAAAUUUAAAAUUGGGGUUUUACCUAUUCCUGGUUCUAAAUUACCAAAAUUACCAACUCAUAGUAAUAUCCAAUUUAUUCCACUUCUAUUUUCUGAGCGUUCCGAAACAAAGUAUUGGCCAAAUAUGGGAUAUUAUAUUUCCCUUUUUGGUUUUGAAUAUAGAACUGAAACUAAAGAGCAAUAUCCUUUUAACCAAUACCAAGAAGAUAUCGCAUUUGUUCAAGACUUCUAUCCAUUUACUAAAACAUUUCAUAAGGAAUUAGACUUAAUUUUUAUUGCACCUAUUGGGGUAACAUUAAAUUCAAUUUUUGCAAAUAACUUGUAUGAAUUUAUUAAUAGUGCCAUUGAAGAAACACCUAAUUUCUGUAUUCUUCAAACAUACAUGUCAAAGGCAGAAAGAGAACAAAACCAAAUUCAUGGGUCUACAUAUAAGUUAAAAGUUAAUUGGCCAAAAUAUUCUUACAAACAACUUGGAGGAUUAAUUACAACUCCAGAAAUUUUCUCAAGAAUGCCUCACUUUUUAUUCUCUACACAUUAUUUGAAUCGAUUCGAUGUUAUUCUUCAACAUUAUUGUGAAGUAGUAGAUGAUCCAAUUAUUGUUUCUCCAUAUAAUCUUUUUAAUAUUUCUGAAGGUGCUUUUAAUUGA